CGCUGCCACAAGGUUUUUUCUCUUCAAGGGAACACUUCGUACGGUACAACUAGAAUUGCAGCACGCAACAGAACAGAACAGAAAGUAACGUGCUACGAAACAACCAACCAGCCAACAAAACAAAACACAACCAACACAACACCGAAGCAUGCCUCGGUKGAAUUCACUUUUUCUGCUGGCCGUGGCAAUCGCCGCCACCGCCGUCGAUGCCUUUUACGUUCCGGGCGUCCGCCCCCUGGAACUGAAGGAGGGAGAACCCGUUGAGAUGAAGGUAAACGCCCUGACAUCGGUCCACACCCAAAUUCCCAAGGACUACUACCGCCUGCCCUUUUGCGUGCCCUCCGGGGGACCCAAGAUGGCCUCGGAAAAUCUGGGAGAAUUCCUGACCGGAAACAAGAUCCAGUCCUCGCCCUACAGCAUCAACAUGCUCACCGACGCGUACUGCACCAAGCUCUGCCAGAAAACGCUCAGCCCCGUCCAGGCCAUGACCCUGCGCAAGCACAUCAAGUACGGGUACCACAACAACUGGAUCAUUGACAACCUUCCCUCCGCCGCCGUGGGCCUCAAUUCGCAGACGAAAAAGAAACAGCUCCACUACGCCGGUGGAUUCCCCAUUGGAUUCCUGGACGCCAACACCGGACACCCGUACAUCUUCAACCACGUCAACAUCAUGAUCAAAUACCACCAGUACGACGAGACCAAAUCCGAGUACCGCGUGGUGGGCUUUGCAGUGGAACCCAUGAGCAUUAAGCACAGCUUUGCGGGCGGAUACGAGUGGGACGGCGACGACCCCGAGGGAUGGAGCAAGACCCUGUCGAGCUGCACCGACGCCUCCCAGCACCUCCACACCAGCCGCGAAUCCAUCGCAGCCUCCCAGAUCAUUGCCCCCAAUGAGUCGAUCAUCUUUACGUACGAUGUCAUCUGGGAGCAGUCCGAUAUUGCCUGGUCGUCCCGAUGGGACAUUUACCUCUCGGAAGACGACCUGGUACCGGCCGAGGUCCAUUGGUUUUCGAUCACCAACUCGAUCCUGGUCGUCCUCUUUCUGAGCCUACUGGUGGUGAGCAUGCUGGUCCGAAACCUCCGCCGGGACAUUGCCGCCUACAACGCGCUGGCCGCGCUCGCCGACGAAGAACGGGACGAGGACAUGGACGAGAGCGGCUGGAAACUGGUCCACGCCGACGUCUUCCGACCCCCGGACAACCACCCCAUGAUGUUUUGCGUCUGCUGCGGAGGGGGCGUCCAGCUGGCCCUCACGAUCUUCCUUUCCAUCUGCUUCUCGGCGAUCGGAUUCCUGAACCCGGCCCGGCGUGGUUCCCUCAUGAACGGAAUCCUCUCGUUCUACGUGCUCAGCGGAAUCCUGGCGGGAUACGUCAGCAGCCGGCUCUACAAGGCCUUUAAGGGACGCCUCUGGCAGCUGUGCACCGUCGUCACCGCCCUGCUCUUCCCCGGGGUUGCUUUUUGCAUCUUUUGCUUUUUCAACAUCAUCCUCUUCUUCCUGCACUCGUCGGCGUCGGCUCCCCUGCUGGACAUUAUCAUUGUCGCAGCCAUGUGGUGCGGGGUCUCCGUCCCCCUGGUCUUUGUGGGUGCCUACUUUGGCUACAAGCAAGAGUCCAUCUCCUUCCCAACCGUCACGUCCACGAUCGCCCGUGCCAUUCCGGAGCCGCAGCUCAUUAUGCACCCCAUGGUGGGAGCCCUCGUGGCCGGUGUCGUCCCCUUUGCCGCGGCCUACGUCGAGCUCUUCUUCAUCAUGACCUCCCUGUGGAUGGACCAAUACUACUACGUCUUUGGAUUCACCCUCAUUGUCUUUUUCAUUCUUAUGGUUACCUGCGCCGAGGUCACCCUUCUCUUGGUGUACAACCAGCUUUGCAUCGAGAACCAUCGCUGGUGGUGGUUCUCCUUCUUUGCUCCCGGAUCGACCGCCCUGUACACCUUUAUCUACAGCAUAUUCUGGUUCAAGGCCCUGGAGGCUUCCAAGAUGAUCAUGACGUACCUGCUCUACUUUGGAUACAUGGGACUCAUCUGUUCGGCCAUGUUUUUGGUCACCGGAACCGUCGGGGCCCUGUCGUCCCUGUGGUUCGUGAAGACUAUUUUUGGGACCAUCAAGGUGGACUAAGAGACAAAUCGGUGGUCCGGGUUGUCGAUCGAAGACAGUCUUUGUUUCUCGGCGUGGGGCGGCAGAAUUUUCACCGAAUCAACCGAAACACGUGGCCGCUGCGAGUUUGAUCCGUCACAAAAACACUCCUCGAAGCAAACGCACCGAACACCAAUACGUUUGAAUUAAGUAUUUUUAAAACUCAUUUUAUUGCUUUCAAGAUGCAUCUUUCGUGGUGCGUUUUUGGCGUCGUGUCAACCAGAUAGCUCGGACGGUGCCUCAAGAGUUCUUCUGAAUCUUGCUUUUGUGCGAUUUUGUACUUUUCAGUCUUUUUCUGGGUUUUCAGUGGAGAUUGUUCUUGUCGGAGAAGUUCGUAGUCUUGUACCGUAGCAACUCAUACAGA
Molecule: messenger RNA, 2495 nt
Organism: Pseudo-nitzschia multistriata
Lineage: Eukaryota; Bacillariophyta; Bacillariophyceae; Bacillariales; Bacillariaceae
Source: the annotation of a GenBank genome assembly